CUACCUUUUGGGAGACAUAUUCUUGUUCGUACUCUUUCCUUACUAAUUUUUUAAAAUAUUUGUAGGAUCUAUGGCAUUUUCCCUCUUCCAUUCCUGAGCGCCUUGUGAGGCCGUUAUUACUUUGGAUAGGAUCUUCAGUUUGUCGCUGAGUUUAGGUUAAAAGAUUUGCUCAAGAUCAUGCUGGUGCUGAGUGCCAGAGAAUGGACUCCAAACUCACUACCUCUACUAAUUAUUCUAUAAUAUGCACAGUCACCUCACAAAACAACUUUGAGCAUGUUGAUUUAUUGACCCACAUAUUUGUGUAACCGUGACCUGAUUACUUGGAUGGCAGGCAGUAGGAUGGAACAUACAUUGACUUUGGUUUGAAUAGGUUUGAACAAGUGACGUCACAAUCGCUUGCUGUCUGACCUUGGGAACAUCAGUUUAUCUGAGCCUCCUUUUCUGCACCUGAAAUAAGAUAUGAUUACCUUCCUCAUAGGAUUUUCUUAAGAGUUAACAUACAUAAAAUGCUUUAACAGGGGGUCAGAGUGCACGGAGGAAAUCAUCGAGUUCCCCAUCCUGAAGCUAAAUGGCCGGACCAUGGAGACUGAGUCUACCUUUCACACGUAUGUCCAGCCUGUAGUCCAUCCACAGUGUACUCCCUUCUGUACAGAGCUCACUGGGAUUAUUCAAGCCAUGGUGGGUGGUCAGCCAAGCCUGCAGCAAGUGCUGGAGAGGGUCGAUGAGUGGAUGGCGAAGGAAGGCCUCUUAGAUCCAAACGUCAAGUCAAUUUUUGUCACCUGUGGACACUGGGACUUAGAAGUCCUGCUCCCAGGACAGUGCCAGUACUUGGGCUUGCCAGUAGCAGAUUACUUCAAGCAGUGGAUUAACCCGAAAAAGGCUUACAGCUUCGCCAUGGGCUACUGGCCCAAGAACGGACUUCUAGACAUGAACAAGGGCCUCAGCCUGCAAUACACAGGCCGGCCCCACAGCGGCAUUGACGACUGCAAGAACAUUGCCAACAUCAUGAAGACACUCGCGUGUCGAGGCUUCGUCUUCAAGCAGACGUCAAAGCCGUUCUGACCGGCCGAGGAUGGGAUGGGGCAGGACAGGGUAGCUGCUUGGCCCAGCCCACAACCUUCCUCUCCCUCACCAGAGGGGCAAAGGGAGAGUGGCACAGCUCUGCGUCCAGAGUGUCCCCCAGCCCGCCCUGUGGGCUUCUGCCCUGGGUAAGGCCUGGCUACUUGGCCCCUCUGGAAUAGAUACUUUGUGCC
Molecule: messenger RNA, 1253 nt
Organism: Bubalus bubalis (water buffalo)
Lineage: Eukaryota; Metazoa; Chordata; Mammalia; Artiodactyla; Bovidae
Product: ERI1 exoribonuclease 3-like
Exons: 1
Coding region: 580-1062 (160 amino acids)
Biological process (GO): exonucleolytic trimming to generate mature 3'-end of 5.8S rRNA from tricistronic rRNA transcript (SSU-rRNA, 5.8S rRNA, LSU-rRNA)
Molecular function (GO): nucleic acid binding; 3'-5'-RNA exonuclease activity
Source: RefSeq, a predicted model, not a curated record